Molecule: messenger RNA, 1405 nt
Organism: Tricharina praecox
Lineage: Eukaryota; Fungi; Ascomycota; Pezizomycetes; Pezizales; Pyronemataceae
Exons: 3
Coding region: 327-1238 (303 amino acids)
Molecular function (GO): FMN binding
Source: RefSeq, a predicted model, not a curated record
GCGGGGAGGUUCCCGCACUCUGGCGUGCGUCGGGAAGGUUCCGAAGCUUCACCCCCACCUACGGGUAUGUACCGAACCCCCACUAUCAAAGUCCAGAUGUCUACCGGAUUGUAGGUACUCGCGGUGCGAGCAUCAACAACGUUCUUCCGUAUGUACCUCGGAGGUGACGAUUUUUCCGUCCAAUCACUUUGCUGGCCGGAGAAAUGCAUAGGUUAUGUAGAUUGUAGGUAUAUGUAGGUAUAUGUAGCACUCCCGCUUCGCUGCGCGGGUUUUGUCGAGUGUCCAGCUGCCGUCAGUCAAACGCAAACGCAAAGAACAGAACCAAGAUGUCCCUCCCACCACGCGCCAAAUCCCCCGCAAAGCUAGUAUCCCGCUACCCGGACUUUGAAAAAGUGCAAUCCGAGCGAGCGCCGUUCGACGAGUACUCGUUCACGCACACGCAGACGGUAGACCCAGCAUGGCGACCAGGCAGCGGCGCAAACGACCCGUCGUGGCGCGAUCACGAAACAGUACACAUCGACCCGUACGCCGGCGACCGCACGCCGCUGGAUAACUACAAGCUUUUGGUAUCAGGCAUCGUUCCGCGGCCGAUUGGGGUCGUCUCAACCGAGGGCCCAGACGGCCAACGCAACCUCGCGCCGUUCUCGUACCUCCAGAUCGUCAACCACGACCCGCCCAUCUUCACGUUGGGCUUCACGAUGGGCGCUUCAGCGCUCAAGGACACGUCGCGGCACGUGUUGUCCACGCGCGAGUGCGUGAUCAACCUUGUCAGCGAGCACUUCGUCGAGGCCGCGAACUACACGAGCAUUGACGCGCCCUCGGGCGUGUCCGAGUGGACGCUCUCGGGGCUUACGCCCGCGCCGAGUUGUAAGGUCAAGCCCCCGAGAGUCGCGGAGGCGGUGUUUGCCGUAGAGGCAAAGCUCGUGGCGAGUCAUGAUUGGUUCUCCCCUAGCACCGGGGAGAAGACGGGCGUGCUGGCGAUUCUGAGUGGUGUUUAUUUUCAUGUCAGGGAGGAUGCCCUGAAUGAGGAUAGGAAUGUUGUCGAUUUUAGGGUGCUGAGACCGGUGGGACGGCUCGGUGGGAUUACGUAUCUCAGGGCCAGGGAGGGGUUCGAGGUGCUGAGACCGACUUUUGGGAAGGAUGGGGAGAAGGAGAAGAAUGGAGUGGAGCAGAAUGGGGCGGAGAAGAAUGGGGUGGAGAAGAAUGGGGUGGAGCAGAAUGGGGCGGAGAAAGAAUAGAGAGGUUUGUGUGGAUGAAUGGCGAGCCAACACCUGUGAUGGGCACAAACGUCGAAAAGACGAACUCGAUCUAUUCCCCGAUGAUGUGUGCACGUUUUGCCUGCUUGGAGUGUGAUAACAGAGAGGGGCUUAUCUGCUAGGUACUCGUCCGAAAUAGAAUCCUUAAG